UGGGCUGUUCUAGAAGGGCCGGAGCCACGCUGCCCUUGGAGACGCAGCCAACGGCACCCUGCCGCCGCAGCCGGCACUGAUGGACGCAGCGCCGCCCCACAGCGGCCGCGGGCAGGCGGCUGCCGCCAUCGAGGCGCUCGGCCGCUCGGCUGGGAGACCUGCGGGGCGCUGCGGAGCCCGGAAGCGGAGCGAGUGCUCCGAAACGGCGGCGAUGGCGGCGGAGCAGCUGUACCCGCGGAGCUCUAUCGAGGAUGACUUCAACUACGGCAGCAACGUGGCCUCGGCCAGCGUCCACAUCCGCAUGGCCUUUCUACGAAAAGUUUACAGCAUUCUGUCUGUUCAGGUUCUCCUGACCACAGUCACAUCUGCAAUUUUUCUGUAUUCCACUGGAGUACAGGCAUUUGUUCAUGAAAGGCCUGCCUUGCUUUUGAUAUCUGUGUUUGGAUGUUUGGCUAUAAGCUUUGCACUGGCCCUCUACAGACACCAGCAUCCUGUUAACUUAUACCUGCUUUUUGGAUUUACCCUCCUGGAAGCACUUACAGUUGCCAUUACAGUGAGUUUCUAUGAUGUGUCCAUCGUCUUGCAAGCCUUCAUUCUUACGACUGCUGUAUUUCUUGGGCUGACUGUGUAUACCUUGCAGUCAAAGAGAGACUUCAGCAAAUUUGGAGCAGGGCUCUUUGCUUGCUUGUGGAUUUUAAUCUUCUCAUGUUUCUUGAUGCUGUUUUUCCAUAGUGAAAUAAUGGAGCUGGUGUUUGCUGCUGCUGGAGCACUUCUCUUCUGUGGAUUUAUUAUUUAUGACACUCACUUGCUGAUGCACAAGUUAUCCCCUGAAGAGUACAUACUGGCUGCAAUCAACCUUUACCUGGACAUCAUCAAUCUGUUCCUCAACCUGCUACGUUUACUGGAGGCAUUUAAUAAGAAGUAAUAAACAGGGAUAUGGUUGAAGUACCUGAAUAGUGUUGGCUCAGAUGAUCUACAAACUGUGUGCUCUCAUCUUUUAGAGACUGAAUCUUUAUUUCUCUUUCAUUACAUGAGUACUCAUCCCUCCUUUGAGGUGAGGGGGAAGCUCUCAGUCUAAGUUCUUCUCUAGAAUAUGUAUUUUGUUUAGUUGACGUGGUGUAUCCAUUUACACUCCAUUUUUAAUUUACUUAAUUUGCACUUGAUGUAAUUCACAAUUAAAAUGUUUGCCAAUUUCUGAUUGCUCCAGAGCACGCUGAGAAAGUCUCUGACUGUAAUUCUGUAGCUUCUGGAAAUGUUUCCUCUGUGAUUGGCAGAGUAAGGAGGCGUAAAGGCAGACGGAAGUGAUGUUUGUGCAGUGUUUUACUAAGUUAAAACUACUUCUAGUCUUGGUUUGGUAAAAUGGAAUGCUGUCUGUGAAAGGGAGGUUUUGCUAUUGAGCCCUAAUGUAACUGGGAGAUUAUGAGGUUGCUUCAUGGGAAUGUUCUUCAUUCAUUAAGGACAAUUUAUUGCCUAUCUUUCAGUGUUUUGGGAAAUCAUUUGAAGAUGGAUUCUUGUGUAUGUUAAGGUUAAUGGUGUCUCAAUAAAAAAUUAGAAAA
Phasianus colchicus (ring-necked pheasant) is the source of this 1556-nucleotide messenger RNA. RefSeq names its product transmembrane BAX inhibitor motif containing 4 (gene TMBIM4). NCBI's taxonomy places the organism in Eukaryota, Metazoa, Chordata, Aves, Galliformes, Phasianidae. The record is from RefSeq and is a predicted model, not a curated record. Gene Ontology annotation, cellular component: membrane. Gene Ontology annotation, biological process: negative regulation of apoptotic process.